AUGAACAACCUCCCAGACGAAAUCAUUCACAUCACCCAGGGCUUCGUCCCGCUCUCCCUGCUUCUCACGCGCCUCGCCCAGUCUACGCAUAACAUGGUCCAGGACAAGGUCGCCGAGCUGGCCAAGAUGCCAAUUCCUGCUGCCGCCAUGAACGGGAAUACGAACUACACACAAAGCGCUCCGGAUGACACAUCGAACGAGAACAUUAGGAAAAAGGCGGCAUUGCUGCACUUCGCCCAGGACAUGCACGCAAAAUGGGUCAAGGCGCUGGUCAUCGUUGAAUGGAGUAGGAAGGCUUCUUCGGUCAGCAAGCUCAUUGAUCUCAAAUUCCACAUCGAUCAACAGCGGAUCCUCUACGAUGCAGCCCUGGAUGGCAUGAUCAAUGUGAAGCGAGACUUGACGUAUGCGCGGAUACCGAGCCCCGACCUCAAGACUGCACUACAAGUCCUGUCCACUGGAACUGCGCCGUGGAUGCCUGAUCUCAAUUACAUCGAGCCGCCCCCUUUGACAACAGAGGAGCAGCUGAGGGGCAUAGGCGACCUGGAUACGCUGCUGUCUCUGCGACUGAAUCUUGAUGACUUUGACAAAAUCCCGCCUCAAUUCCGGAGUUAUACAAUCGAAUCAGGCCGGGUCACGUUCAAAGUUGCUGGAGAAUUCGAGGUGGACUUGACGAUUGCUGAUGAGGAUUUCGAGAAGCAGUUUUGGUUCAUUGAUUUCAGAUUUGCCUUUCGGCCGGCGUCAACAUCACUGCCCGACUCUCUACGAGCGCUCCUGGAGAACUGCGUAAACGAGGCGCUUGCGAAAGAUGGAUUGGCCGGCUGCUAUCAAUUCCUCCACGAAUUUGUGCUGACCGCCAAGAUCAACGAGCUCAGGCGUCAAGCGCUGCAACUGAGCCGGACGUCGUGGACCGGCACACUGGCGGUGGAACGUUUGAACCGAGCCUUGGCCAUUCAGUACUGGACAUCCCGUUCGCCCGCUACAGGCCUGAAGAGCUGGGUCAUCGUUGCGGUAGACAGCGGUCGUAAAAAAGGGGGCAGGCCGGAUCCCAAGACGUCCAGUCACUUGGUGGCAAAGUGGUAUCGCGAUGGCAAGGAGGUCAAGGACGUCGAGAUCGAGGUCAACGCCGAGAAUCUGUCCGCCGAGUCUUUGCUGAACGACGUUGUCGGACGGCACAUUGAGUUCAUCCUAUCGGGUAUCCACACUGGACUGUUGGCAGCCCCGAGAUUUAAGAAUCGCGAAAGCGGCGUGGUGCUCAACAUCUCCAAGACCGAUCCAGGGGCGUCCUGCUUGUCUCUGCAUGUAGGAUAUGGCGGCACGGUGUCGCUGUUGAUCGAGCCGACGAGCGGCGCUUUCGCGAUGAAGCCGCAUUCGAAGUUCUCCAUCCAGCCGGAGCUCCAGCUGAACAAUGGCAAGACGCCAGCGGAAGACGGAGUCACCUUCUUGGAGCACCUGCGAUGUGCGAUUAUCGAAGAUGAAUUGGGCCGAAUGGGAACUGCCAGGGGCUGGUCUGUCCGGAAAUCGCCCAUCUCUGUUGAUGAGUUGAGGUCAAUCACCAAGAUGCGCAGAUGGAGCCGCGCUCUGUGGCUCCAGCACGGAGGAUGGGGACCAACGUGGUUUGUCGGGAUCAUUCUCAGCUUGGAUGGGGAUGAAUGGUGGUUGAUUGAGACGGAUCCCGCGCAUCCGAAUGGCGCUUCCAAAUUCCACACGCGACUUCCGCUGAACAAGGGGACUCCUCAGCUGUCAGGGGCCUUCUGGGAUAACCUCAAUCAGUUUGCAGCCAGCAUGAUCACCCAGUCGGUGGAUAUGAGAGAGCUCCACCGACGUAAGAUCAAGUGCGAGGCAAAUGGAAGCAUCGAUCUGUCGCUACCGCCGCAGGUUAGAAUACCAGCCAUCGAAGUGGCACUGUCGGCCAUAUUCCCAUCGAUACUGCCAGACGGCACAGAGGAGGCAGCCUCUCAGAACAGCAGCAAUCUCGAGCUGCAUAGCGAUCGGGACAUGCUUGCGCUGUUACGAUCAAAGGCAGGGAUCUCUUCAUCGGCCAAGGAGCCAUGGGCAGAAAACGUGGUGGCCAUCAAGUUCAAGCGUGCCGAUUCGGAAUCGAGACAAGUAUCAAGCGACGGCGGCCUCGUAACUCACGACCUUGUCUGCACGUCAGAAGUGGCCAUCAAAGUCCGACGGCCAAUGAAGUUCUUGGCUCUAAGUGGCUUGAGGGAUCGGGAUGUUUGCUACAACGUCGAAACAAGCGAGUUCAUCUUGCGCGUUCAACGUCGCGCCACGGAGCCGAUAUUCGACAUCCUCAAGUCUCGAAUCAAGGCCAUUGAUCGAUUUGUCAACUUCCUAGAGGCUAUGGAGAAGGCCAAGGGCUCCAUCACGACCAGCUCGAUGACGCUGAAGAAGCAAGAUGGCGCCUCCGCCGCUCCGGCUGCCCCUGAACAGUGGAGGGUACAGCUGGAUCUCUCGAGCGAAGACAUUGACAUCCACAUGGACCCGAAUAAUCCUCAUCUCAAGGUGAUUGACAUUGCAAGGACACUGGCGAACUCCGAGGACGGCAUCGGCCUGCUGAUGGUGUGGCUGCCCAUUACCUUUUACGCAGUGAAGGCCAUCAAAGAGCUCGACGCGCAGUGGGUCGAGCCGUCGAUGAAGGAACUGGGCCACCUCGACUUCAGCAUGGAGUCGAUGGGAUGGAUCGUCAUCAAGUACAACACCUUUGCCAAGGGACGCAACGGAGAGAGGACGAACAAGGUCGUCUGCCUGCAGUUGCGGAUACGGCCGCGCCGGGGCGAAGGGUGGUGGCACGCUCAGCGGGUUGCAGCCGGCUCGCCGCCAGACGACGAGUUUGACCAGGCGCUGAAGGCCGUGUGGGACGGCAAGGGGAGGCACUGGAUCGGGUUGUCGAGCGGCGCGGCGGCGGCGUCGAACGAGGGCGUCAUGGACAUGCUGUUUGCGAUUGACGGCGCGAUUCGGGGGGCGGCGUCUGCUCCGGGCGUGAAAAGAGAGGUGAUAUCUCUGGACUGA
Trichoderma citrinoviride is the source of this 3015-nucleotide messenger RNA. Its product is annotated as MED14-domain-containing protein. Gene Ontology annotation, cellular component: core mediator complex; mediator complex. NCBI's taxonomy places the organism in Eukaryota, Fungi, Ascomycota, Sordariomycetes, Hypocreales, Hypocreaceae. The record is from RefSeq and is a predicted model, not a curated record. Gene Ontology annotation, molecular function: transcription coregulator activity. Bases 1 to 3015 code for a protein of 1004 amino acids. The transcript is spliced from 4 exons. Gene Ontology annotation, biological process: regulation of transcription by RNA polymerase II.